Molecule: messenger RNA, 3558 nt
Organism: Thunnus maccoyii (southern bluefin tuna)
Lineage: Eukaryota; Metazoa; Chordata; Actinopteri; Scombriformes; Scombridae
Gene: pum3
Product: pumilio RNA-binding family member 3
Exons: 18
Coding region: 89-2050 (653 amino acids)
Biological process (GO): regulation of translation
Cellular component (GO): nucleolus
Molecular function (GO): mRNA binding
Source: RefSeq, a predicted model, not a curated record
UGAAUGUGAUUGGACGUUGUGUGCCGUAAACCGUGUUGGUCACAGAACGCAUGGACAGAAGGAGCAGCGUGUGUGAACAGCAGAAGUGAUGGAGGCAAAACCCAAAAAACCCUUCUCCCCCAAAGGUGGAAAGAAGUUUACACAGAAAGGGAAAGACUCUAUAGGGACCAAACUCGGUGGAAAACCAGGCGGUAAAAAGCCCUUUAAACCGUUCAACAGCACAGAAAGGAAAGGCAAACCGGGCAAGAGUGGAGAUGGCGGCAAGAGAGAACACAAACCUGGGUUUUCCAAAGAUGGGAAGGGAUUGAACAAGAGAAAAAUGUCGCAAUUUAAAGCCAAAGAUGAAGAAGGAGGAGACGGUCCAAGGGCUAAGAAGAUGAAGAAAGGCGAGUUUAAGCCGAAGAAGAGAGAGCUGACAGAAGAGGAGCUGAAGAAGAACAGGCAGCAGAGGAAGAAGGAUCUGAAGAAGAGCAGGCAGGAGGCGGAGAGGAAGGACAUGUUCCAGAUCAUCUGUCAGUCCAAACAAGUGUGGGGAGACCUCAGGAGGAAGAAAUGUGACCAGGACACGAAGAAGAAACUGAUGAAGCAGCUUCAUGAUCUGAUCCGUGGGAAGAUCAAACAGAUGGCGUUUGCUCACGACUCUGUGCGAGUGCUGCAGUGUUUCAUCCAGUUCGGCAGCCACGAGCAGAGACAGGAAGUGUUUGAGGAACUCAAAGAUGAUGUGAUUGGUUUGUGUAAGUCACAGUACGGCAAACAUGUGGUGAAAAAACUGCUGAUGUACGGGAACAAGGAGCUGUUGGCAGGUGUGAUGCAAACAUUUAAAGGUCACGUACGUCCGAUGCUCCGUCACGCCGCUGCCUCGUCCAUCAUCGAAUACGCCUACAACGACAAAGCCGUGCUGGCACAGAGACUCAUGCUCACUGAGGAGCUGUACGGAAACACCUUCACCGUCUGCAAGUCUUCGGUGUGUAACACCAUCGAGAAAGUUGCAGAGGAGAACCCCGACAAGCUGAGCAACAUCAUCGAUGAGAUGAAGCAGAUUCUCACUCCCAUGGCCCAGAAAGAACAAGUCAUCAAACACUCUCUGGUCCACAAAGUUUUCUUGGACUUCUUCCUGUUUGCACCCGACAAACAGAGAACGGAGAUGAUUGAGUCCAUCAGAGAGUCUGUGGUCUACAUGGCUCACACACACGAUGGAGCACGAGUGGCCAUGAACUGUCUGUGGCACGGGACGGCCAAGGACAGAAAAGUCAUCAUCAAAACUAUGAAGACAUACAUGGUGAAGUUUGCCAUGGGGGAGUUUGGUCAUCUGGUUCUUCUGGCCAUAUUUGACUGUGUGGACGACACCAAGCUGGUCAAACAGGCCGUUCUGUCAGAGAUCUUGGCGUCUCUGGAUGAGGUCAUCAGUAAUAAAUAUGGUAAGAAGGUGCUGUUGUACCUGCUGAGCCCCAGAGACCCGGCUCACCUGCUGCCUGAGAUCAUCAAGGUGCUGGAGCAAGGAGACGGAAACACACACAGUAAAAAGGACACAGCGCUUCGGAGGAAGGAGCUGCUGGAAGUCGUCUCCCCUCCGCUGCUGAAUUAUCUCUCUGAAAACACAUCAGCCAUGGUGAUGGAUAAGGCCACCAGCGUCACCGUCAGCGACAUCCUGGCGUCAGCCAGCGGGGACCUGCGGCCCGCCAUGACGGCCGUGGCUCAGAUGGCCAAUCAGGAGUUAGUGCCGGGAGGGAUCAAAGGAGAGCUUCACAUGGCCGAACAUCCAGCAGGACACCUGGUGCUGAAAUGGCUCAUAGAGCAGGACCUCACACUGUCAGAGGCCGGCAAAGAAGAGCGGUUUGGCAGGAUACUGGUUGACACGGUGGGGACGGACAAACUGAAGACCUGGGUCAAAGCCAACAGGGGAGCCAUGGUGCUCUGCAGCCUCCUGAACAGCUGUGACAAGUCCGUGGCGGCGGAGGUGAAGGAAGCGCUGAAGUCCAUCACGUCAGAGCUCAGCAGCAUCAGCAACAACAAAGGAGCUGAAAUCCUGCUGGAGAAUCUGAACAAGUAGAGACUUCUUAUUCCAAACAAACUCUUCCCGUGAAGCGCAUCACUUCCUGUGCAGCAGUGACUCAUUUUAUUUUCCAGGGAACAUCAACAAGACUGAGUGUUUGUAGCAGCAGACGGGAAUGUUAUCAGGAAGUGGAUACGACCCGGAACGCUGUUGUUUGAUUUCAGUCACUGAUGGAUAAAUGGACGUGAGUUUGUCUGGAAACUGUUGAGGAUUAUAUCUGUGAAUAAUGAAAGAUGAGGUGAUGCUACCAGCAAAACAGGUUAAAAUACACAGAUGACGUAUGUAAGCAGAGUUCAAUUUUAUCAUACAUGAACUGUACAUUUCACACCAAUUCACUAUUAAAGCCUUCAGAUAAUGGCAAAGUCUCAUCAGAGCUGGGUGGAGUAACUGGGCUGAAUAAAUAAAUAAAGGCUAGUUGCUACAAACAUUGAGGGGUGUUGGAAUCAGAUGUACUGUAAUAGUUUAUGUCCUACAUUUGGGAUGUUGUACAUCACAGCACGGAUUCAUCAGUGCAACAGUCAUGUCAUACUCACCUUCUCUUUUUCAACAUGCAUACUGUUUUCUUUUAGUAAUUAAUUUAAAUCACUUAUACUUUGCCGUUUUUUCACUCGCUGUUAAGUUAUUCAGUAAUCUUCAUUUCUUGUGAGUCUAAAACAUCUUCAGGAAGUGUUGAGUAUCAUUGACUCUACAUGCAGUGAUGAGUAUGACAUGACUGUUGUAGUGAUGUAUCAGUGCUGCGGAAUCAAGACAACAUGUAAACAUGGACAAGUGUUGAGUUUGUAUUAACAGCAAAUUAAAACAGGAACAAAACAAUAACCAGGGAAGCUUCUUACUAAAAUAUGGUCAAAUGUGUGUAAAACAAGAACUAGUGAGGAAGAAGGACGUCUCUAUGUCUUCAAAUAGAGACCUGCUCCUCUUUGUAGUUUAGGUAAAGAAAACUAUUUGAGAAUUUAUGGCAUACAGACAGGUUGAAAAAACUUCAUCACAAAAAAGCAUCACUUCUCUCUAGUGGUUUCUAUCCAUACAGAUACAGAUUUCAUCCGUCCAGAUCUUCAGAUUUCUGCCUUCUAUGUCCUGUAUUUCCAGACAUGGUGUCCCUGUUACACUGGAAACUGUUUCUUCACUAGAAAAAACAGAGUCAGAUAUGUCAAAAUUAUCUGCGAGGCAGGAUACAGUCUAAAGGUUGUUUUGGUGAUUCGGGUGAACACUAGGCUGUACAGUCAGUGGAUACAAACAGCAGAACAGGUACUUGCUGUCCAGUCAUCCUGUUUGUGUCAUCAGGUUAUCAAUUUAUCACAGAUGUAUACAUUAGACCUCAUCCCUCUGCUGAGGUAAAAGAACUGAUGGUUUUGUUUGUUUUUUGAGGUAUUUAAAAAAAAAAAGAAGAAGAAAAGUUAACAAAGAUAUUGAUUCUGUUUCAAAUAUUUUGUAAAAUUUUGUACUUUGUGAGUGAUUGUUUUAUCAGCUGGAAAGAAAAUGGCAAAAUAAAGAUUAUUGUGACUAAA